UUACGUAUGAACAUAACCCGAGAACUUGAAACUGUUUUGACGUUUGAGAGAGUUAUUUUAUCAACAUUGUGUUUUCAUUUCUGCUAUUGAAUUAAAAAAUACCUACUUUCCAAAAUGACUAUGGCAAUGCUGCAACGAAGAGCCAAUGUAAGGCUACCUCCAGAAGUAAACAGAGUAUUAUAUAUAAGGAAUUUACCCUAUAAAAUUACUGCUGAAGAAAUGUACGACAUUUUUGGGAAAUAUGGAGCAAUUAGACAAAUCAGGGUGGGAAAUACUGCUGAAACUAGAGGAACAGCUUUCGUUGUUUAUGAAGAUAUAUUUGAUGCGAAGAAUGCUUGUGAUCAUUUAAGCGGGUUUAAUGUUUGUAAUAGGUACUUGGUAGUUUUAUAUUAUCAAAGCAAUAAAGCAUUUAAACGAGUCGAUGUGGAUAAGAAGAUGGAAGAAAUAGAUAAGUUGAAAACGAAGUACAAUCUAAACGAGGAAAAAAAAUAACAACAUGGUUUUCUAAAUUUCAUAAAAAUUACAGAAACAGUCGGAUUUUGUGACAAGAAUUUUUUUUAUUCGAGAACAAAUCUUCCUUAGGUUUAAUCGUUAUAAAAUAAGUAUCUGAGCAUUGUAGAUAUACGAUAUAAAUAACUUAAUAAACGAUUUC
This is a messenger RNA of Eufriesea mexicana, 652 nucleotides long. RefSeq names its product splicing factor 3B subunit 6 (gene Sf3b6). Gene Ontology annotation, molecular function: mRNA binding. The transcript is spliced from 3 exons. The coding region runs from base 115 to 492 and encodes 125 amino acids. Gene Ontology annotation, cellular component: cytoplasm; nucleus. NCBI's taxonomy places the organism in Eukaryota, Metazoa, Arthropoda, Insecta, Hymenoptera, Apidae. The record is from RefSeq and is a predicted model, not a curated record.